AUGGCGGGUUCCAAGACAGUCACUAGCAUUUUGACCCAUUUAACUCGUGUUAUUCCUUUCUUGACGUUCGUCAACAACACCAAGAUGGAUGUGCUUAUUGAGUAUUUCCGGCAAAGUUUAGAUUUCAACCAGUAUGACAGAGAACACAGUACCGAGCAGGCCGUUAAACUGGAAUUGUUCUGUGCUCUCACUUCGGGUAUUGACCACAACGCUAUAGGCAAUACUUUGAAGGAUCGCCUAGUGGCUUCGAAGGUGGUCUACACUGCGCUGGAUUAUCUCCUUCAGAAUGCGCCUACCAUCCGCUCGGCCAUCGCCCGAGACAGUCCCGAAUGGAAAGAAUUCGUUGCAAAACCAUCGUUGAAGUUUGUUUUGCGUCUCCUGACAGGGUUGGCUCACAGUCACGUCACAACCCAAUUGGCGUUAGCCGUCGAUUCGAUUCCACUCUUUCAUCAUUUGGAACAAAUUUCAUCCGAUGAACACGUUGGUUCUCUUGCUGAGAAUUUGUUAGAGGCCAUGCGAGGCCAUCCUACGGUUGCCGAGCGGAUUGAAGAAGUUCGCCAACAGACAAAACGAGAGAAGAAGCGGUUGGCUAUGGCGAUGAGAGAAAACAACUUCGAGCUCUCGGAAUGAAAACUAACGCACUUGGUCAGGUUAAAGCCGAAAAUCCCAUUCUACAACAGUUAGUUGAUAUGGGAUUGGGUGAAGAACCUGGUCCCGUCUGCGUCAUCUGUCGUGAAGGUUACCGCUUCCAGCCGGGUAGAGUGUUGGCCAUUUACACUUUUAGUCGACGCUGCCAACUGGAGGAUCUCGAGUCCCAGCUUUGGUAUGGCUCACCGCAUGCU
Molecule: messenger RNA, 842 nt
Organism: Daphnia magna
Lineage: Eukaryota; Metazoa; Arthropoda; Branchiopoda; Diplostraca; Daphniidae
Product: protein purity of essence-like
Exons: 4
Coding region: 1-630 (209 amino acids)
Source: RefSeq, a predicted model, not a curated record